UCGGCCGCCCCUUCCCUCCCGCCUCCUCCUUCCACCUUCGCCUCCGCGGCGCGGGCAGCCGGCAGGAGCGGGGCGCUCGGCGGGAGCUCGGCGGCGCUGACGGGGCGGCAGCGGCGGGGAGGCCGAGGCAGCCGCAGCAGGGAUGAGGGGAGACUCCUACUUCUUUGGAAUGCGAGGCCUCGGGCACUACGGCUGCAUCGCAGAGGAUGGAGGACGCUUCUUGCUCUACUCUAUAAACGGAGACAGCGAUUUGAAGAGAUGUUUGACAGAAGAAGAUUUGCAUGAAAUAAUUGACUUCAACGACCUCCCGAAUUCUCUCUUUGCUUGUAACGUUCACCAGUCCGUGUUUGAAAGCGUGGACAGUAAGGAAAAAUUUGAAGGCUUGUUCCGUGCCUACGACGACUGCGUGACAUUCCAGCUGUUUAAGAGCUUCCGACGCGUGCGGAUAAAUUUCAGUAGUCCCAAAUCAGCUGCUCGUGCCAGAAUAGAGCUGCAUGAAACACAGUUCAGAGGAAAGAAGUUGAAGUUGUAUUUCGCUCAGAUUCAGACCUCUGAGACAGAUGGAGACAAGCUUCACUUGGCUCCGCCACAGCCUGCAAAACAGUUUCUCAUCUCGCCUCCAGCCUCCCCGCCUGUAGGGUGGCAGCCCAUAGACGACGCAACACCUGUCAUCAACUACGACCUCCUUUAUGCAGUUUCUAAGCUAGGACCAGGAGAGAAAUACGAGCUACAUGCGGGAACAGAGUCCACUCCCAGCGUGGUAGUGCAUGUCUGUGACAGUGACAUGGAAGAAGACGAGGACCCAAAGAAUUCUCCAAAGCCAAAAAUCAUUCAAACUCGGCGCCCUGGUCUGCCACCUCCUGUAUCUAACUGAGCCUCCCGGCAGCAGCAGCCCUUCUCUCCUCCAGCACAGCUCUUGGGUUUUUCGUUUGCUUUCUUUUUCUUUUCUUCUUCCUUUUCUUUUUUGAAAGGCAGACGUUGCCUUUUGAGUCCCAGGACAAUCAGCUCAUUGAAAUCCCUUUGCAGUAAUCAAGCCUACGUAACAAAAGGGCUAGGAAAAAAAAAAAAAAAAGAUCUUUGUAAUACGUAACCAUAUCACACACCAACUAAUAGAUUCGCUGGGAAGGACAAAGCGAGGCUGAAGCAGGGAGGGUUUCAGGCUGAGGUUCUGCACAGCUGUAAUUUGCAUGCUCAGUCACCACCGCCAGAGAGACCCUUCACGGUGGGUGAUUAGGCUGAUAGCAGGCUUGAGAUUCAAACGCCCAGAAUACUUGCUGCUGCCCUUCAUCAAGGAGCCUCCUCCUCUGCCCUGGGUUCCCUGCACACCUCAGUCUUUUCCUCUCGUCCUUUUCUUUAAGGGGAGGGGGCGUGAGUUGUUUUCAAUCUCCUAGCAGCUUGGUGGCCUUGUCAGCCCUCUGGAGCUUUCUGUAAGGAAUACUAUCCUCGCAGCCUUCUUAGAAACCAACAGGAAAAUGGCCUGGAAGCAGCGCCGUAAGCUGGGCCCUCACGGUGACGGGGGGGCUGGGGGCAGAGGCAGCGGCGUGCUGAAGCGCUCCGUGUCUUUCAGCCGUCUCUGCAAGGAGCAGGGCCGCUGGGUGUCAGGAAGGAUUGUCACUUUCUCUUCCACAAAGGUAGGAGUGGUACUUCUCUCUGAGGUUGAGCAAGGAGAGCCUGUCUGCUCGUUGCUCCGUGUCAUAGCUGUGGCUUCUAGUAGUGACGGAGGCUGAGUGCUUCCCUAGCGGUGUGUUGAAUCGCCCCGAAUCUUCGUAUUUACUCGUGCACCCCUAAUAACCAGUCCUUUCCACUCCCCAUUCCCUGUGCUUUAAAGCCCUCCUUGAGCUGUCUGCAGUUUGGGUUUGUGGAGGCGAGGAGAUGUUAGCUGGUGUUCUUUUCUUGUUUUUUUCUUUUUUUUUUUUCUGACUUUUCUUUUUUUUUUAGGCCAAAGAAAACAGGACCAUAAUUAUGCACUUGAAAUUAGACUGCAUGCAGCCGAGUCCCCUUUUCUCACUCUGUCCCGCAUGUUUCUUUCACUUGCGAUGUACGCUGGGUUACAGAGAUGCUCUGUGUUGUCGUCAUGGCUGGCAGCAGGCAGACGCUGGGCUCCCUGUCUGGGGCACCUUCCCUGAUGAUUUCUUUCAUGCGUAUUUGUCAUUUCGAGACCACAUUUUCUGGACAUUCGAGCUCAGAUUUUGCAUAUACUUAAGCAUGCGCUUAACUUAUGCACAUGAGUAGUUCCACUGAAAUUAAUACUGCAGAAAAUCGAGCAUACGUGUAAGAUACAGUGGGAUUUUUAAGCUAACGAGCUGCAGCUGUACUCCCGAAAAUGACCACGAAACGGCACGGCGAGAUCCCGUGGUUUAAAAUCCUUUACAAGCUAAAAUAAGCCCGUACAUCUUGGAAGCUCAUUCCAGGAUCUGAAAAGUCAGCUUCGGUUGUGCAAUCAAGCUUCUUCUCAUAAAACCGAACGUGCGGGUUUGGAGGGAGGGCUCCAUUCCACCCUGAAUUAGCAGAGGGGCUCCGGGCUGCGCUAAGGCCGGGUCAGCCUGGUGGCGGUGGUGGCUCGGCAGCGCUUCCAAGCAGAGCAGGCCGUGGCAUCGGCGACAGCGGGAGGUGCCGUCCUCACGUGGAUGGUGAGGGCACCUGGAGAAGUGAGAAUUGACCAUCCCCCUACAGCUUAUCCUCUGACCGCCAGAGCUCCUAGGUAUUCCUGUUGAAAUUAGUGCUUGACGUAGUAUGUAUCUAUAAUGUGAUAAUUGUCAGUACACUAUGGACAUCAUUGUGCGUGUUACACUAAUAGAAGCACGUGGAAUGCAGCAGAGGCUGAACAAAAACGGGGCGUUAGUAUCUUCAUCGUGUCAGAGUAAAGUUGUCUUCACGUAACUCCUCGGAGGCGUCACUUCGAUUCUUUUUCAGUGAUUCAUUUAGAAUUGAUUGAAAUAAAUAAUUGUUACUCGCUGCCCUGGGACUCCAAUCUGCUGUUCCUAUUGAACGUGCCAUCACAGGCCACCUGUGAUACUUGAGGAGUAACGAUGCUCUUUUAUGAGAACGUACAGAUUUCUGAACUCCUCUGGUUUAAUACCAGUAUGAACAGGGAGAGUAAGGUUUAAAUGCUUAAGGUUUGGCAAUGGAAGAAUUCUUGGCUUCUCGUGGUUUGUCCCAGCAGGUGGCUCGGCAGUCGCUCCAGUCGCUCCAGUCGCUCACUCGCUCCCCCUUCCCUGUGGGAAUAGGGGAGAGAAUGGGGAAAGCAAACCAAGCAGAACUCGUGGGUUGAGGUGAAGCUGUUUACUGAGAUAGAGAAUAGGAAAUCAAUUAGGACUCUACGUGUAUAUAAAUGAAGGUAUAUAACGAGUGGUGCACAAGGAGUUGCUCACCACCCCCAAGCGAUGCCCAGCUCGCCCCCAAGCAGUGGAAGAGAGCAAGAUGGACUCCCACCCUCUUCCAAACUCCUUCCACGUGCUGUCCUAUGGCAUGGAAUGCCCUUUGGCCACUUUACGUCAGCUGUCCUCACUCUGUUCCCUCCCCGCUCCUUGGGCCCUUGGCUGCGGACGGCCUCGGCUCUGUACAGCACGGCUCAGCAGCAGCCACAAGCAUCGGGCUGCUGCCGGCAUCGGUUUUCUCCUGGAACCAAAGCAUCCUACCAGGCACUCUGAAGAAAACAAUUCCAUCCCCGCUGAAACUAAGGCAUGCCUACGUCCUCAGCCAGUGUCAGUGAUCAGAGAUCUUCCCCCGAGCUGGUACUUUAGAGUCUUUACACCUAAAAAUGUCAGAGGCUGAAUUGAGUCGUGAUAUCCAUGUACCCAAACCUGGGAGAGAUUUGGUUGUGAACUGUGGAAUUAGGCCUCCGGUGACAUAGAUCCGUCCUGCAUUGGGUCUUAAGGGUUCUUUCCUGGAAGUGCAUUUACAGGCAGGUGUAAGAGCAGCUCCAACGCAGUGACAGCUCUUCAUUAACUCUAGCGCUUACCCAGGAGAGAGUGGGACACAGUUCUGCCGAUUAAAGCCUGGAAGGAGAAAUGCAGUUCCAAGCGUGUUGUAACUGUGCUCAGCAUCUGUACCACUUCCAUCUGGUCAUCACAGAUCAGUUCUUCAGGUAUCACGGAACGGCAUCCAGCAUUGGUGACUCUGCAGAGAACCAGGUACGUAGCUGACAGCUGGUCCUUGCCUGCCGUGGAGGCCUUGAGCAGCAGUGGCCAUCUGGAAGCGUGGGUGACCUCUGGUGUCCUCUUCUAUCCAGUGGUUACCGGGCACAGCCCCUGUGUCAGUGGGAGCCAUCUGUGCGGCAUCUACGAGCUCAGCCCCGUGGCCUGGCUUUCCAUAGGGCGAUCACAGUGCUGAAGGAGUUCUGUCCUGUAACAGCAUUAGAGACAAGAAGGAAACCUGUGUUCCAUCUGCUCGGCGGCACAGCCUGGCUCCCUGCGCGGCAGCGAUGUGCUGGGGCCCUCUGCCGGGUGGGAGCCGCCGCGGGAGCUGCUCACUGCUGACACGGUUACAGCACGAGGGGAGAGGGCAUCUUGCAGCCUGCUUGUCUUCAAGUGAAAGGAACGGAGGUUUUCUGUGGCCUUGAUUUUUGUACUUCAGCUAAAACAACUCCCCUCUUAUCAGCGUCGACGUACACACUUGCAUACUCCUCAGCAAGAAGACACGGCGAGAGCAUCCCUUCCUCCUGGAACGAGAGUGCAGACAGUCACUGCGAGGUGCUUCACGUUACAAAUGUGCCCCGGGGGGAAGUCACCGUUCCUAACGCUUUCCGGCUCGCACGCCGCGCCGGGGGCAGGCGUUCUUCUUGUCCUGGUGUCCCCCAGCAGCAGGGAAAGGUCCUUCUGCAAAAAGACUUCUUUGCACGGAACGGCUGCGAGCCGAGCUGCAGGGCUGGAGCACAGCGCCGCGUCCCAGCGCUGUGACGGAGCGCGCCCGCUUCUCCGUGGCACUGGACCUACUUUUGAGAUACUCUGUUGAGCCCUAUUUUAUAGGAGUAUGAAAAAAAGCUACCGGCUAACUAACCACUUUUACACUUGUAUAACUGAGAGCUUAGUUUCAGAAAUAAACAUGGCAAACGCU
Messenger RNA from Numida meleagris (helmeted guineafowl), 5055 nucleotides. RefSeq names its product regulator of calcineurin 2 (gene RCAN2). NCBI's taxonomy places the organism in Eukaryota, Metazoa, Chordata, Aves, Galliformes, Numididae. The transcript has 5 exons. The record is from RefSeq and is a predicted model, not a curated record. Gene Ontology annotation, biological process: calcium-mediated signaling. Gene Ontology annotation, cellular component: cytoplasm; nucleus. Gene Ontology annotation, molecular function: calcium-dependent protein serine/threonine phosphatase regulator activity; nucleic acid binding. The coding region runs from base 143 to 874 and encodes 243 amino acids.